Entelurus aequoreus (snake pipefish) is the source of this 5059-nucleotide messenger RNA. RefSeq names its product potassium voltage-gated channel, subfamily H (eag-related), member 3 (gene kcnh3). Gene Ontology annotation, molecular function: voltage-gated potassium channel activity. Gene Ontology annotation, cellular component: membrane. The coding region runs from base 98 to 3652 and encodes 1184 amino acids. Gene Ontology annotation, biological process: regulation of membrane potential; potassium ion transmembrane transport. The transcript has 15 exons. The record is from RefSeq and is a predicted model, not a curated record. Lineage: Eukaryota; Metazoa; Chordata; Actinopteri; Syngnathiformes; Syngnathidae.
CCGCUUCCUGCCGAGCUUCGGGUCUCAGCCACGCGGGGAGGAGUCCAGCGCGGCCCCCGGGCGGCGAGCCAGGAGGACCCAGUCGACCCGGAGCAGGAUGCCGGUGAUGCGAGGGCUGCUGGCCCCGCAGAACACCUUCCUGGACACCAUCGCCACACGCUUCGAUGGCACCCACAGCAACUUUGUGCUGGGUAACGCUCAGGUGCAGUCGCUCUACCCCAUCGUCUACUGCUCGGAUGGCUUCUGCGAGCUCACGGGCUACGCUCGCGCCGAGCUCAUGCAGAAGAGCUGCGCCUGCCACUUCCUGUACGGCCCCGAAACCAGCGACCGCUUCACGGCGCAGAUCCAAGGAGCGCUGGACGAGAGGCGCGAGUUCAAGACCGAGCUGGUCUUCUACAAGAAAGAAGGCACGCAGUUCUGGUGUCUUCUGGACAUCGUACCCAUCAAGAACGAGAAGGGCGAGGUGGUCCUCUUCCUCGUGUCCCACAAAGACAUCACGGACAAGAAGAAGGACCAGGAUUCGGAGCAGGGACCGGAUACAGAUGAGGAGACGGGUCUGGAGGUGCAUCAGGUGACGCGGCCUCCCGGCUUCAAUGCCAACCGCCGUCGCAGCCGAGCCGUCCUCUACCACCUGUCUGGACACCUGCAGAAGCAAGACAAGAGCAAGCUAAAGAUCAACAACAACAUGUUCGGGGAGAAGCCUCCCAUCCCGGAGUACAAGGUAGCGGCCAUCCAGAAGUCCCGCUUCAUUUUGCUCCACUACGGCACCUUCAAGGCCGGCUGGGACUGGCUGAUCCUGCUGGCCACCUUCUACGUGGCCGUCACCGUGCCCUACAACGUGUGCUUCACGGUGGUGGGCGGGCGAGACGAAGGCAGCGCCCCCAGAAGCCCCCCCAGCGUCAGCGACAUCCUGGUGGAGAUUUUGUUUAUGCUGGACAUUGCGUUGAACUUUCGAACGACCUUCGUGAGCACGUCGGGCCAGGUGGUGUACGACGCCCGCUCCAUCUGCGUCCACUACGUCACCACGUGGCUCUUUGUGGACCUCAUCGCCGCCCUGCCCUUUGACCUCCUGUACGCCUUCAACGUCAGCGUGUACUUUGGCGUCCACCUGCUGAAGACAGUGCGUCUGCUGCGCUUGCUGCGCCUGCUGCAGAAGUUGGAGCGCUACUCCCAGUACAGCGCCGUGGUCCUCACCCUGCUCAUGUCCAUGUUCGCCCUGCUGGCGCACUGGAUGGCCUGCGUCUGGUACUUCAUUGGCCGCAGGGAGCUAGAAAGUCCUGGAUCCUGGGACAUUGGUUGGCUGCAUGAGCUUGCUAAGCGUUUGGGGACGCCCUACUUCCUGUCGCCCCUGACCGCCCUGUUCCCCACUUCCUCCGCCAUCCCCUCGGCCAACAGCAGCCAGUGGAACGCGUCCAGCUCCAGCGAGUUCAAGGUUCAAGGCGCCUGGAACGCCAGCAACGUGACGGCGGGCGAGGGCGGGUCGGCCGCAGGUUUCGGGGCCCUGGGCGGCGGCCCUUCCAUGCGUAGCAGCUACGUGACGUCGCUCUACUUCGCCCUGAGCAGUCUGACCAGCGUGGGCUUCGGGAACGUGUCGGCUAACACGGACUCGGAGAAGAUCUUCUCCAUCUGCACCAUGCUCAUCGGAGCGCUGAUGCACGCCGUGGUGUUUGGCAACGUGACCGCCAUCAUCCAGAGGAUGUACUCGCGCCGCUCGCUCUACCACACUCGCACCAAGGACCUGAAGGACUUCAUCCGCGUCCAUCGGCUGCCCAAAGCUUUGGAGCAACGCAUGCUGGAGUGUUUCCAGACCACCUGGUCGGUUAACAAUGGCAUCGACGUCAGCGAGCUCCUGAAGGACUUCCCGGAUGAGCUGAGGGCCGACAUCGCCAUGCACCUGAACAAGGAGCUCCUCCAGCUGCCCCUCUUCGAGUCGGCCAGCAGGGGGUGCCUGCGUUCGCUCUCGCUCAUCAUCAAGACGUCGUUCUGCGCGCCCGGCGAGUUCCUCAUCCGCCAGGGCGACGCCCUCCAGGCCAUCUACUUCGUGUGCUCCGGCUCCAUGGAGGUCCUGAAGGACAACACCGUGCUCGCUAUACUGGGUAAAGGCGAUCUGAUCGGCUCAGACUCUCUGACCAAGGAGCAGGUGAUCAAAACCAACGCCAACGUCAAGGCGCUGACCUACUGCGACCUUCAGUACAUCAGUCUGAAGGGCCUCCGAGAGGUGCUGAGACUUUACCCCGAGUACGCCCAGAAGUUCAUCAGCGAGAUCCAGCACGACCUCACCUACAACCUGCGUGACGGCCACGGCAGUGACGCGGACUGGGAGAGCAACGGCGGCCUGGUGAAGAAGCUUCCCUCCAUCCGGGAGGACGAGGAGGGCGACGAGGAGCAGAAGUCGGUGUCCCGCGCGCCCCGCUCCCCGCUGCGCCUCAGCAGGGGGCUCAACUCUCCGCUGCGCUCCCCGCUGCUGCCGCCCAGGCCCUUCCGCGCGCCUGCUGAUCAGCCCCGUCCCGCCACCCUGCAGAUACCCGUGGUCAGCUUCUGCGGCGCGCCCCCCGAGCUCAGCCCUAGGUUUGUGGACGGCAUCGAGACGGAGAACAGUUCCAUAUCAUCCCAGAAGUUUGAGUUCAGCCCCAGCAUGUCACCUGCAGCCCCACCCUCCCCGUAUCCAGGCAGCCGGGAGUCGUGCGAGAUCAAGCAGAGUGUGUACAAGUUGACAGAGGAGAUGAACAGCCUCUCCAGACAAGUGUCCCAGCUCAGCCAGGAGCUCCAGCAAAUGACGCACCUGCUCAAGCCCCUCCUCCAAAGACCGCCACAGCCCGUCUUGGCGGCCGCCAUGGCAAACUUGACCCCUCCUCCCAGCAGCGCCAGCAGACUGUCCGCGAUCGUCAGCCUGGCGGCGGCCCCUACCGCAACAUCGCACUCUCCCCCUCAGAGAUCCGGCGCUCAUCAAUCCCUGUUGGACGGUGGGGACAUGGAGGGCGCGGACCUGCCCCGAUGCCUUCUCCCGACUCCUCAUUCGCCAAAAAGGACUCGUCCCUCGCCGCCCCCGUCCACUCCUCCCGUUCUCACGUCGCCAAAGGAUGGACUUCUUGAAGGAUCGCCCAUAUUGCGAAGCCCCGACGCCUCCCCCGCCAUGUUUAUGUCCUCGCCGCAGGAACUCCCACCCCUGGCGUCCAGUACCCCAUCACCUUCACUCUCCUUCUCCAUGUCCCUCUCUUCGUCUUCGUCUCUUUCCUCCUGCCGGGGCACCCACCCGUCCCGACCGUCAAGCUGCGGUGGCCGGGGAGGUCCGCCUAACUCCCAGGACACCCCCUCAGACCCGUGGCCGCCGCACUGUUCUGCGCCGCCAUCUCUAGCGUCAUCGCCCAGGGACCACAAUUUGAGACCUUCCUCAUUGGUCCCCAUUGCGUCCCCCGUCACAUCCCCCCAUACUUCCCUCUUCUCCCUGCCUUUGUCUUUGGACUCGCCGGGCUGGCGCAGAAAGUCCGGAGAUUUCCACCCCAAUCCGGUCUCUUGCUUGCGGCGGCAGACGGGGCCGGGCGGCGCGCCCCCGCAGGAAAUUGAACUGCAGGAGCGGCGAGGCGAGGCGGGAGAGGGGCGGUCGUCCGCGGAGAACAUCAGCUUCAUCGACGAGGAUGAGCCGGCGGUGUGAGCGGCUAGAGUAGCAGCAGGACAGAAAAAACUGGAUCCAAAGGAGACCAGAUCAGGGAAAGACAGGUGCACUGGUUGCCCUUGGAGACAGGUAGCGGGACACAAAGCCAGCAGUCAGGCGAUGGAUCUACAAGAGCACAGCUUACAGUUGCGGUCUAUUCUUAGUCCAGACUCUUGUUUCAUCUAGGAUCCAGCAUGGACGUCUGCCGCCCUUCAAAGUGGGGUUCUAGGACCGCUGACCACUCAUCAGUCAAAACCUUGCGCUCCGAUCCACACCCUAAAAAGUGACUGCAUCGUAUUAAACCCCUGUCGUCCGCUCAUCCCCUUUAGCCAAUCUGGAUGUUGAUAAGAAUUCUAUUCAUUUUUGAAGAUACCAGACCCAAGAUAGCCCAGGUAGCCCACAUUGGAGGUCGGACUGCUCAACCUCGUCUGAUUUUCAAACCAGACCUCCUAACCUUCAGGGAUUAUGGUUCUAUAUUUUAGGGAGAACCCUGUUGAUUUUGAAUGACAUCCCACACAAGAUGGUAGAGGUAUCUGAUUUAUUUGUAACUCUGAUCUUUAGCUAAUCUGUAACUUUGAGUCACUCACUGAUUUUGAAAGACUUCUAACACAAGAUGGGCUAACCAAACUCUCAGGUCCCUGGAACAACAAUCCUAUUGAUUUGAAAGAUCCUUAAAACCAAGAUUAUUUUUGAAUAAUAUCCACCACCAGAAAGUUAUGAUGUUGCUUGCUACACGGCUCUCUAAUUUGCAACCCAUAUUUGGACUUUUAGGGACUGUAACUUUACAAUAUAUCUUUAAAGGAACCAUGUGGAUUUGGGGAUUUCACACAACAUGAUCUUGCUGAACUCCUUAAAACAGCAAUCCGAUUGAUUCUGAAUAAUGCCCAUGGAUACUGUUAAGGGCUUGCUUCUUUGGUAAACGGCAAGGGAUUAUUGUUGCACAUCUAAGAGAAAACCUUGUUGAUUUUGAACGAGAUUAGACAAUAAGUGGGUUGGAAGAACUCGAGGGUCCCUUAACAACAACCCUAUAUAUUUUAAAUGACAUUGACCCAAGUUAGCCCAGGUAGCUAUUGUCCACGAUUCGUUGGCUUUUUAAACGUUAGUACUGAAAUUGUAAGGGAUUAUUGUUGUACAUCUAAAAGAGAACCCUGUUGAUUUUGGACAAGAUCCGACACUAAAUGAGAUGGAAGAGUUCUUGGAUCCUGAUUUUAAAAGACAGUUGACACAAGUUAGACCAGAUAGCUAUUGUCCAGGAUUUGUUGGCUUGGUAAACAUUAGCACUGAAAUUGUAAGGGAUUAUUGUUGUACAUCUAAAAGAGAACCCUGUUGAUUUUGGAUAAGAUCCGACACUAAAUGAGAUGGAAGAGUUCUUGGAUCCUGAUUUUAAAAGACUGUUGACACAAGUUA